ACUCUAUGUUAUGAUUGAUAUUAUCCGCCGUAUAUUAACAGAUUAUUUCAAUUAUGACAUUUUAUUUGUCAUGAAUAUAACUGAUAUUGAUGACAAAAUUAUACUCCGUGCCCGUAAAAAUUAUCUUUUCAAUAACUUUAAAUCUGAAACAAAAUCACUUACUCCAACGCUGAUUGAACAAAUCCGUAGUGCUUUGAACGAUUUUACUAAAUCGAAACUUGGUGUUACGGGUGAUGGCCUCGAGGGCAGUACAUCUCGAGAUGAUCCAAAAUAUCUUUUAUAUGCUAACUCAUUCAGGGAAACCGUCAAAGCUGUGGUAGCAGCUGAAGUAGCACUCGAGGAUAACGAUACUAGCCAAGAAACUGCCCAUCAACUUCUAAAUGAAUCUCAAGAAAUUGUUACAGAAUGGUUGGAUCAAAAGGACGGAGCAUCCAUUACAGACCAAAAAGUUUUUCGUGAUUUGGCUGCUCAUUGGGAACAAGAAUUUAUGGAAGACAUGCAAACCUUAAACGUUCGUCCAUGCGAUUUUCUGACACGCGUCAGUGAAUAUGUUCCAGAAAUUGUCGCAUAUAUUCAAAAAAUAAUUGACAAUGGUUUCGCCUACGAGGUUGAUGGUUCUGUAUAUUUUGAUACCGUUACCUUCAAUAAUAAAGAGUGCCAUCAUUAUGCAAAAUUGGAACCUUGGUCAGCCAACAAUGAAGGACUCAUUGAAGAAGGAGAGGGCAUUCUUGGAAGUAAAUUAUUAGGGAAACGAAACAAGGGUGAUUUUGCUUUAUGGAAAAAGAGUAAAGCUGGUGAACCGUCCUGGGAUUCACCUUGGGGAUUUGGACGUCCAGGAUGGCAUAUUGAAUGCUCAGCAAUGGCUAGCGAAAUUUUUGGCGACCAUCUUGACAUUCAUUCUGGUGGCAUUGACUUAGCAUUCCCGCAUCAUGAUAAUGAAAUAGCUCAAUCUGAGGCGUAUCAUGAAUGCCAACAAUGGGUAAAUUAUUUUGUGCAUAUCGGUCAUUUAAACAUUGAAGGUCAAAAGAUGAGCAAAUCGUUGAAGAAUUUUAUUAGUAUUCGCCAAGCUUUAGAAAAACAUACUGCACGACAAUUGCGAUUAUGCUUCCUUCUUCAUCAAUGGGAUGCAAAACUAGAUUUCAAAGAAAGCACUAUGGGGGAGGCUAAGGGUAUUGAAACGAUUUUAAACAAUUUCUUUGUUAACACAAAAGCACUAUUGAACGAAUUCAAACAAACUGCAUACGAAUCCGAUGGCACACAUCGACAUCAUGCUUCUGAAAAAGAGCUAAUGAACCUAUUUCGUGAAAAACAAUCAGCAGUUCACGCGGCACUUUGCGACUCCUUUAAUACACCAACUGCAAUGGACGAAAUAAUGGAACUCAUUAACAAAACUAACAUCUAUGUAUCUGCUGGAAGAAAUAACAUUAGCAUGUACGUACUCGAAAAUAUAGCAAAAUAUGUGACAAAAAUGUUAAAAAUUUUUGGUGUUAUUGGAAACACAUCAUCUGAAGAUAUUGGCUUCGGUGAUUCGGAACAAAGCGUUAUAAACCGAGAAGAGGUUGUACUUCCAUACCUUCGUGUUCUAUCAAGUUUUCGCGAUAAUGUCCGAGAUCUUGCACGCCAACAGAAAGGACAUGGUGAAUUUUUAGCCUUGAGUGAUAAGCUAAGAGACAUUGAUUUGGUAAAUCUUGGAGUGUCGUUAGAUGAUCAAGAAGAUGGAAAGGCUUUGAUUAAAUUCGUGGACAAGGAUGUACUUAUCAAAGCAAGAGAGGCAAAAUUGCAGCUCCAAGCAGAAAAAGCCGCCAAAAAAGAAGCUGCCGCAAAAGCUAAAGAGGAAGAAAGAAAAAGAAAAUUGGAAAAGGGCAAACUCGCAGCCGAAGACAUGUUUAAAGAGGAAAAAGAUGAAGAUGGAAAAAUUCUUUAUUCUGCAUUCGAUGAACAAGGAAUUCCGACACACGAUAGUAAUGGAGAAGAACUGUCGAAGAAUAAAAUUAAAAAACUAAAGCAAAAAUGGGAUAUUCAAAAGAAGUUAAAUGACGAAUAUCUGGCUACUAUUUCCAAUUCUGACAUUUAA
Molecule: messenger RNA, 2074 nt
Organism: Cetraspora pellucida
Lineage: Eukaryota; Fungi; Glomeromycota; Glomeromycetes; Diversisporales; Gigasporaceae
Source: the annotation of a GenBank genome assembly